AUGACCCGCGGCCUGGACUUUUGCUACCCUUAUUUGGACGAUUUCCUCAUAUUUAGCAAAACCCAGGCCGAACACGAGGGUCACCUACGCCAACUUUUCACCCGGAUGAAAGACUAUGGUGUACUUAUCAACACUAAUAAGUGCAUUUUCGGUGCAUCUGAAGUAACAUUCCUCGGAUACACCAUAUCUGAGAGCGGCACUAAACCACUUGACAGCAAAGUGAAGGCCCUAGCUGAUUUCCCAGUGCCUAAGACAGCCAGAGAGCUCAGGCAAUUCCUGGGCAUGAUACAUUUUUACAGGCGAUUUUUGCCCAAUGCUGCCCAGAUUCAAGCUCCUCUGAAUGCCUUACUCACUGGGUCGAUCAAAGCUUCUCACCCUGUUGCCAUAACAGGUACUGCUUGGGAUGCCUUUGAAGCGUGCAAAAGGAGCCUUUGUGACGCUGCCCUUUUGGCCCAUCCUGAUUCCCAAGCUAGACUGAGACUCGUCACUGACGCCUCAGAUACGGCGAUAGGUGGAGUCCUGCAGCAGCUUAAGGAUUAUGACUGGCAGCCACUGGCGUUUUUCUCACGCAAGUUGAGCCCGUCACAAUUCACAACGGAUGUGCGUCACAUCUCUGGCAAGGACAACGUCGUUGCCGACACGCUUUCCCGCAUUUGUGAACUGCAUAUACCCGUAGAUCUCGAAGUCAUGGCCAAACUCCAAGCCACAGACCCCGAGCUAUCAGAACACCUUCAAGGCAUAGCGUCUUUACGCCUCCAGAAAAUGAACGUACCUGGGAGUCGUAUUGAACUGUACUGCGAAGUCAGUACACCGGCCCCCAGGCCCUUUGUUCCCAAGGCACUGCGUCGACAAGUUUUUGACUGCCUUCAUUCGCUUUCUCAUCCCGGUGCUAAUGCCACAGCCAAGCUCGUUGCACAACGAUUUGUCUGGCCACUGAUGCGGAAAAACUGCCGAGAGUGGACAAAGGCAUGUUUGGCAUGCCAGCGCUCCAAGGUAAACAGGCACGUCGCGUCACCUAUAGGUACGCAUGAUUUACCUUCAGCGCGAUUCAAACAUGUCCAUUUGGACCUCGUCGGCCCACUACCCCCUGACGGUGAAUAUCGGUAUUGUGUCACACUCGUCGAUCGCUUUACGCGAUGGCCUGAAGCUGUGCCGCUUACCGAUAUCACCGCCAAAACAGUGGCCAAAGCUUUUGUAGCUUGUUGGAUAUCCCGAUACGGCUGUCCCACCGAGAUCGUUACCGACCGCGGACGACAGUUCCUGUCAGCGCUAUUUCAGCAGCUGUCGAAAUCCAUUGGUUUCGAUCAUCGGAAGACCAGGGCAUACCACCCACAAUGCAACGGCUUGGUUGAACGCUUUCACCGGCAGCUGAAGGCAGCCAUCACAUGUCACGCAAGUCUCAACUGA
Amyelois transitella is the source of this 1407-nucleotide messenger RNA. RefSeq lists its product as uncharacterized. The record is from RefSeq and is a predicted model, not a curated record. The transcript has 2 exons. Lineage: Eukaryota; Metazoa; Arthropoda; Insecta; Lepidoptera; Pyralidae. Gene Ontology annotation, molecular function: nucleic acid binding. Bases 1 to 1407 code for a protein of 468 amino acids. Gene Ontology annotation, biological process: DNA integration.